AUGGUAACGCGACGAUCUACUCGUGCGAGCCAAGGAGAAAAUGGUGGAGCUCAAACAGAAGGACUCGACGACAUGGAGAUAGGCGAGGCUCUGAUCCCAGGAGGGUUGAGCCGCUUGCCGAGACAAGCAGCAAAAAGUGAGGCCAAGAAGGACAGCCCUUUAGAUCUCGCCGAUGCUAAUGCUGCUAUCGCAGCUAUCCUUAAAACCCAAGAGGCACAUGAUAAGAGAAUGAUGAAAUUAGAAAGGCGUAAUAGAAAGAUGGAACGGAGAAACCGCAGGCUAAAAAGAAAAGUAACAAAGAAGGUACCACUCACCACCAUUGAAGAAAUCCCAGAGGAGGAAAACCCUUUCGAGCAUCUGCAAGACGACGAACGAAUUAACAUCCCUGACACCUCGAACGAGGAAACAUCAGAUCGAUUUCCUAAGGGAAGUAGAGAUGUGCCCGACCACGAGGAUAGCCUAUCCGAGGGGUCAUCAUAUGUUGAUCCCAAACAUAGACGAAACAAAAACCAAAUCGACGAAGUAAAUAUUGACACGAGACCGAGAAUCUCGCAACCACAAACCCAAAACGAGGGGAGAAAUCGAGGUCAACUCGCUUUAAGAUUGUGUCAUACAUUGAAAAAUCGGACGAUGACUCAGGGCGAUCAAGGCAUCGCCACCAUGAACCAUCUUUCUCGCCCGAGAGAGCUAUGGAAAGAAGAAAGAAGGCCGAAACCAGGCAAAAUGAGGAUGAACUCCAAGCCCGAGUCAACCGACUCGAAGCAAUGUAUAGAGAAGCUACAUGGAAGCAGGAGAUUAAGAAGUUGGUAG
Molecule: messenger RNA, 810 nt
Organism: Papaver somniferum (opium poppy)
Lineage: Eukaryota; Viridiplantae; Streptophyta; Magnoliopsida; Ranunculales; Papaveraceae
Exons: 2
Coding region: 1-810 (269 amino acids)
Source: RefSeq, a predicted model, not a curated record